Racocetra persica is the source of this 368-nucleotide messenger RNA. NCBI's taxonomy places the organism in Eukaryota, Fungi, Glomeromycota, Glomeromycetes, Diversisporales, Gigasporaceae. The record is from the annotation of a GenBank genome assembly.
AGUUAAGAUCACAGUAUGAAACCGAUUGGUGCAAGAUUUCUGAGGGGCUCCCUAGUAGGUCGUGUUUUUACAAAUAUCAAGUGAUAACAAGGCUGUUAAUGAAAGUCAGAAAAGAUUGGCAUUCUAGUAACAUUAUACAAGUUCAAGACUUUGAUAUCCCCGGAGAAAUACAACAAUUGGUAAAUGAAACCCCGAUGUUCUUUUCAAACCCUGGUUUUGAUAGACAUUUCAUUGACACUACUAGGAGGACUACAGCUCAACCUUGGUCUGUAAAAGAUAUAUUAAAGUUAAAGAAUCUAACAGAAAUACACGGUAAGGAUUGGAAUAAAAUUGUGUCUCAAUUACCAGAGAAAACAUCAGAGGAUUGA